AUGUUCUGGUUUCUAUUCAGCAGCUUUUUUAUAAAGUGUGUUUUCCUUUCCCAUCAUGUCAUCUGGAAGCAAUUCCUCCCAACAGCUGGAUUUGCUUUCACAAAAUUGGUAAACACCGCGAAUGGAAGGCCGGGGACGAUGCGGAGCUCCCCGGAGGAACCUUGUCCCCACCCUCUUGGCUCACGGUCUGAGGCUGAUAGCGGGUCCCGCACCAGCCUCAUCAAAACCAAGGGCGUCCUCCCGCAGGCGAGCCACACUGCAUUCCCCGCUUCAGAGGGUCAACGUGUUCUUCGGGGGGCUGGGGGAGAGGAUAAAUUUUCUGAAUGUUCUGCAGAUAAAAUCGAUCAGAUGCAUGUCAGAUUGCCAGCUGCCAGGCGCGCGUGCGCCUGCGGAGGCCCCACCAGCGCGGGGCACCAGCGCCUCUUGGCCCACGGGAGGCCUCUUUUGGCACCGCGGCCACCAAAGCCAGUAAGAGAGGGCGAGAGCCAGAAGAGCACUGACUGGGCCCUCAGGGAAGAUGAAUGUCUCCCCAGAUGUGCUCCUCUGAGACAAGUUUCCACGCGGAUGCAACCGGAACGCCGUCCAGGCUCCGGAAGGCGAGGCCCAGAGCGCAGCGGCCUCGGAGCGCUGGCUCAGCCUGUCCCCGCCGCGGCCGGGGCCCGGGAGACCGCUCUUCCCGGGUUCACCAACCAACACGGCUUGCUCUGGGCCGAUAGGCCCAGGGCACAGUGUGAGCCGGAAUACGGUGCAGGGGACGCAGCUCGGGCCCCAGGCACUCCCUCCUGUCUCGGAAGAAGUGCUGUUCUUUGAUCACCGUUUUUAAUGUGGGGAAACCAGCCGAGCACGUGGCUGAACUCUCGGAGUGAGCGCGGAGCGCCGGUGAGCCCCCGCCCUGAGGCAUCGAGACGCUGCUGGCCAGGCCGGGGUGGGUGGCAGAGGCUUCCUUCAUGCACCACCAAGGCUGCGGGCUGUCAGGGCCUAGCUUCCAUGAAGAAGGGGCCUUCCCAGGGGGUAAAGUGGGCCUCUGACCGCAACGUUCUCGGGGAAGAGAUAGACAUCCUUCUUACUGGACAAACAAAAGGAGACCGUCGAGGGGAGAGAUUCACCAGAGGACCCUGGUGAGGGCGACGCCCAGCUCCUCAGCAAAAGUCACUGAGCUUCUUCAGUGGAGCCGGUUUGCCUGGGCCCAGCGUGUGCAGAAUGCGUUCCCUCACGCUCCUUCUGUCCUGGGGGGCCUCCUCUCCUCUCUCUCCCUCCAGCCUGAUGGAAGCUUUAUUCUCGUCCGGGCGCCGGAGGACAGAAACUGCAUCCGACAUUUUCCCAUGAGUCAUGGUAUCUUGCCUGGAAUUUUGAAAAUCUAUGAGUUUCUGUUUUUUCCAUGGCAAGGCUCAUUCCUCCAGACCUUAGUCACUCUGUUCUGGCUGCCUGAACUGCUAGUGAGGGGCCUCAGGGUGCACCUGGAGAAAUUCAUUGAGGACCAGAUCAGAGCGAUAGUUUUAUCUCAUAUGUAAGAAGUUAACAAGAACUACAAGUCUAUAAUCCCAGCAUUUUGGGAGGCUGAGGCGGACGGACCACGAAGUCAAGAGAUCGAGAUCAUCCUGGCCAACAUGGUGAAACCCCAUCUCUACUAAAAAUACAAGAAAAUUAGCUGGGCGUGGUGGUGCGCGCCUAUAGUCCCAGCUGUUUGGGAGGCUGAGGCAGGAGAAUUGCUUGAACCCAUGAGGCAGAAGUUGCAAUGAGCCGAGGUUGUGCCACUGCACUCCAGCCUGGCCCUUGGUGACGGAGUGAGACUCUGUCUCAAAAAAAAAAAAAAGAAAAGAACUACAAGUCUUGCCAAUAGCAUCCACAUUUUCAGUUUUUAAAUUUCUGCUCACUUUUUGGUGAGCAAUAAGACCACUGACACCACGGAACAGACAGGGGCUGACACUGCACCAACCGAGUAUAGUCCUACUGGAGUGACGUCACGAGACAACUGAGAAGUUCUGCGUGUUUGUGGGUACUCGAAAGUCUAAAUUCAACCUACAGAAGGUGAUUGAAGAGGGUUAAUGUACAACGUUUGAAAGUGUGGGUUGUUCACAAGCCAAAUAUAUCAAUGCUGAAAAUGUCCAGUCCCACACAGAAUGUAAGCACCUUGCAGGCAGGAAUGUUGUCCAUUCUGUACAUUGCUGUUUCCCAGUGUCUAGAACAGUGACUGGCUCACAGUAGAUGAUUAAUGCUUACUGAAAGCAUCAACUGCCUAUGCCUUGGAGUUCUUGUCGCCACUUGCCAUUCUAUUACCUUUACUGUAUUUUAUUUCAAGACCACAAGUUUUUGAAAGCAGAAAUAAGUCUUCCCUCCUAUAACAUGUAUCUCAUUCAUAAAUAGGAUUCAAUACCUCUAUGGUGAAUUACCCAAUUUAGCCAAUGAUUAGAUAAUUUAGAUACAAAGUCCUAAAUAGGUCAUGAGGAAAGCAAUGGCCCAUGUGAUAGAAAUGGACAACUGCUGGAGCCCUCAGAAGGGCUAAAGUAACUGUGUGGCAGGGAAGUAAAUUUCCUGCCCCAGAAAUCUGGCAAAAGAAUUCACUUGAGGAUUUAAGUCUCAGAAAUAAAGACCCAAGGUAGGAGGCAGAGAAGGGGAGGUCUUUUUCAGGGCCUAUAGAUUAAGGGUAUUUAGAUACCAGUUAAGAAAGGGACCAGAUGCCAGCCAGGUUUGUGCUUCAGUUUAACCAUGUUCCUUGCAAAACUUGCUUAUCAGAAGAUCAGAAGCUCUGACGAUCAUUACUGAAGAGGAUUCAGAGAAAUUAUCACCUACUCCCGGUUGAAGAGAGAACAAGUCGUGGUCUUUUUUUGGUGUCAACCUCUAUUGAAAUGUGCUGUUGUCAAAUCAAAAAGGGGACAGAUUCGGAAUUUUACAACUCUGAUAAAAGUGAAAUAAAAGGAAAUCUGUAUCAUCUUAAUCAAA
This is a messenger RNA of Callithrix jacchus (white-tufted-ear marmoset), 2940 nucleotides long. RefSeq lists its product as uncharacterized. Lineage: Eukaryota; Metazoa; Chordata; Mammalia; Primates; Cebidae. The record is from RefSeq and is a predicted model, not a curated record.